AUUUUCCCUUUUCGGGAAACUCUGCUUGUAGCUGGUGCGAGGACUUCACACUAGUGGUGAUGACUCCACGCGCGCGCAUUGCGAUGCGAGCUCAGAGCGGGCGGGUGGUUGGAUUUUGUGGAUGGAGUGAAGCUCUCGCUUGUGGCACUUCAGCUCGUGUACCCGGCCAACUGGUUUCGGCGCAGGAGCUUCGGACAAGGGAGGGAAGGAGGAAGGGAGUCAGUUACAGUUGGUUGCGAUAUCUGCCAAGAAAUCGAGGCAAAUUUGGCAAGGUGUGUUAGUGUCUCUUCGUCGUCAUUGCGCCUUGGAUUGAAGAGUCAUGCCCACGGUGAACAGCCGUUUAGGUAACUGACCGAGCGACGCUGUGGUUGCGCUUCGGUGCAGCGUCGGAGCUCCCUCGUGCUUCUCAUGAAAGCUUGUUUUUCCCGCGCCUCGACUCUUCUCGCGCUCAUUGAUCGUUAGAAAUUUCUUCAAUUUGUUAGCGUUUUUCGUCUGCGGUACUCUUUCGUGCCGCUGGCAUAGCCUUUGGAGCCUUCAGGCUCUUACAACUCUGCCAGAGAAGCUGACUAUUUUCAUAUCUCAUAAUCUAUUAUGUGAACAAGGAGGUGGAAGGGUUUGUCCUACGACAAUCCCAAAGUUGUCUCGGUUGAGAUAAUGCUUUUCGCUCAAUUUUUUCUCUGAAGAUUGUUGUCGGCAGCAUGUGGUUACCGACUAGUGAAGUUUGUUAACAAAUUCGACAACCUUGCACGGGGAGGUGAAUUCAUUUCAUUAUCUUCCCCCUAGCUGUAAUCAUCAUGGUGGGAGUAGUGGCACUUAGGUUGGGGGUGAAAACUGGAGGUGUAAACAUAUCCCAAGCAUGGCAAAGUAUACCUAGCAGUUUUCACGCACCAUUCUUUGCCAGACCUUCCUUCCAGAAGACUCCCGGAGUUUCUGGCAUGAAAGUUACUAUGAUGUUACCAAAAUUUUCGCCAGCGAAAAUUUUGGAAAACAUAAUCUUUUCUCUUCGGUUCAAGACCCCGGAGGACAAAAGUGAGAAUACGGUUCAAACUUCUGGUGAGAAUGAUAAUGGAAUCGCCGCUGAAGCGCCGGGAAAAGCCGAGAAUGAGGAGCAAGAAGAACUCAUGGAAACAAUUAAAGAAGAGAGCCGCAAGGCUGGAAUAGAGGAAUCGACUGAGCCUUUAAACGGAGGCGAACAAACUGCUGACGUUACUCGCGAUACCCUUAAUCCUUCUAUCUUAUGGGAGCGGCGAGAGAAAGACGUACUUGCUGAAAAAGACCUUAAUUUCACGAGUCCUGGUUUCAGCUUUUCGGCAGCAGGGUUGCUCUUCCCUUACCAUCUGGGAGUGUGUCAGUGCUUGAUUGAAAAUGGCUACAUCACUGAGAAUACACCACUGGCUGGAUCAUCUGCUGGGGCACUUGUGUGCGCAGUUAUUGGAAGCGGCUUAAGCACGUACGAUGCUCUUCAGGCCACGAAAGAGCUUGCUCUCGAUUGCCGCACUUAUGGCACCGCCUUUCGUCUUGGGGCCGUUCUUAGAAAUUUUCUUGAGAAGUUCUUACCGGAAGAUGUACACUUAAAGGUUAACGGGAAAAUCAGAGUUGCGGUUACGCAAGUUUUUCGGCAACCAAGGGGUUUACUGGUAGAUUUCUUCGAUUCUAGGGAGGACUUGAUCAACGCUCUCCUAACAUCAUGUUUUAUACCAGGGUAUUUAGCACCUAGGCCUGUGACCAUGUUCCGCAAUCGAAUAUGCGUCGAUGGAGGCAUUACGUUCUUCAUGCCACCGACAGCUGCUGAUAAAACAGUACGGGUAUGCGCGUUUCCGCUGUAUGCACCUGAAGGCAUUAGUCCCGACUUAAAUCCUGGUGAAACUCGAGCUGGAAUGAGACAGCUCUUCAACUGGGCUUUGGAACCAGCCGAAGAUGUCAUCCUCGAUGAGCUUUUCGAUUUAGGCUUCCAGGAUGCUUUAGCGUGGGUUAAGAAGCAGGAACCCUCCGAACACAACUCAAACGGUAGAACAAAUGGUGCAGCUUCGGCGUCUGGAUCGAAUUAGCCUUCCGUUUUUGUAGUUCCCUUCAAUGUAACUCUUCUUGGUUUUACUCAGCCCCGAUGAUUUCGAUUGAUUCACCGCAUUUUCUUUUACUCAGAUCAGUUUUGCUCAGUUUUGCUGGAAGGCCAAUAUAUUUUUAAUUCCGGCAUUUCCACCUCAUGUAUUUUAUUGCACAUUACAUGAACAAUGACAGUAGAAACUAGGUUUUGUACAGUUCCCUCGAACAAGCAUAACUCAGUGUUUAACGUGUAGAUUCAUUGUAGAUGAAUUCUGCCAAAGUGUUGGUUUAAAAAAUACCGUCAAGAUUUCGUGUG
Messenger RNA from Physcomitrium patens, 2359 nucleotides. The record is from RefSeq and is a predicted model, not a curated record. NCBI's taxonomy places the organism in Eukaryota, Viridiplantae, Streptophyta, Bryopsida, Funariales, Funariaceae.